AUGCGUUUGCAUCUAUAUACAAGGUUCGUGACGGAUGCCUGGGUUAAUGAAAACCAAACGCGAUCUAUUCCUAUUCAAGAUAACAUCAGCAGCAACUGCAAGGACUUUAAUAAAACAUUUCUACAAAAAUUUAAUUCUAAUCCUAUGAACAUUUUACAACAACAACACCAACUACAACCACAACUUCAACAACAACAACAACCACAACAGCAACAACAUCAACAAUAUCAACAACAUCAACAACAACAACAGCAUGAACAACAAAUAUCAACACCCAAAAUAUUAAGCUGGAGAUCGCAACUACCAACGCCCACAACAAAACUAUCCGCAAAAACAUUAACAUCGUUGCGAAACUUCCCAACAACAACAUUUCAACAAAACAAAAACAUCAACAACAACAAAAACAUCAAUAACAACAACAACAUCAACAAAAACAUCAACAACGAUUUCUACCAGCAAAAAACCGUUUCAGCACCUGUAGUUCUGCAUAGGGGAGGUAAUAACAACAAAAUCAACAACAUCAAAAAAAACAUCAACAACAACACCCUCAUCAAGCACAACGACAACAACAACAACGACAACAACAACAACGUCCAACAUCUACCUCCAAUCUCUCACAACAACUUCUUUUCUAGUGGUAGCUUUGUCAGCUCUAACAGAAAAAACACUAACAACAACUACGAUACUAACAACAAUAACAGCAGCAACAACAACAAUAAUAAUAAUAACAAAAAUAUUACGAUAAAAAAUGGAGCUAUCUUAAGUUCAAUAAGAUUUAAUAGAAAAAAUUCAAGUCUUCCUAACUUAGACCAACGUCAUCAGCAACAAAACCAGCAGCAGCAGCAGCAACAACAACAACAACAACAAUAUUCACAACGCGAUUUACAAAAAUUUGUCGAUCAACAGAUAUUGUUGAAACAGCUGGAACAACAAGAGCUAAUUGAAAUGCAGCAACAGUUGAUUUUACAACAGCAGCAGCAGCAACAGCAACAACUACAGCAACAGCAACGACAGCAGCAACAGCAGCAACGACAGCAGCAACAACAACCACAGCAGCAGCAACAACCGCAGUCAAGAUUCAAACCGGUCAAAAAGAUGAACUCAACUGAUAACUCUCAAUUACUAAUUAAUGACGAUAGCAUCAAAAGUCUAAACAAAAACUUCAACAUCAACAACAACGACAUCAAAAACAUCAACGACACUAACAUUAGCAACGUUAACGAUGACAACAACAACAAUUACGACGUUCCCUUUCCUGACUUCAUAGAGCCAUCUCCGUCGGUAAAUACCGAAUACCGUUUGUAUACCGUCAAAGACUACAAGGCGCUGAAAGUAGAGAUGUCACAAGGUAUAAAUACCGGCUCGCUAGGUCCCGAUUUAUACAGCGAUGAUUACAGGAAAAAGGUUGUACGUUCGGAUGAUUGA
Helobdella robusta is the source of this 1425-nucleotide messenger RNA. RefSeq lists its product as hypothetical. The record is from RefSeq and is a predicted model, not a curated record. NCBI's taxonomy places the organism in Eukaryota, Metazoa, Annelida, Clitellata, Rhynchobdellida, Glossiphoniidae. The transcript is spliced from 3 exons. Bases 1 to 1425 code for a protein of 474 amino acids.